Molecule: messenger RNA, 982 nt
Organism: Vombatus ursinus (common wombat)
Lineage: Eukaryota; Metazoa; Chordata; Mammalia; Diprotodontia; Vombatidae
Gene: CSDC2
Product: cold shock domain containing C2
Exons: 4
Coding region: 499-963 (154 amino acids)
Biological process (GO): regulation of mRNA stability
Cellular component (GO): cytoplasm
Molecular function (GO): mRNA 3'-UTR binding
Source: RefSeq, a predicted model, not a curated record
CCCAUGUGUCACUAGUGGCCCUGGCACCCUAUGACAGGGGCCCAAGGCUUCUGGGGCAGCUCCUUCCCUGGCUCCAUCAGCAUCCUGGGCUGGAGAAGGACAAGAAAGGCCUUGAUGUCUCUUUAAGCCAGAGUCCAAGUUCCCAGCCUAAUCCCUCCCACCUGCUCUCUACUCGGCCCCCUGACGUCAGGAGGAAGGAGUGGAUGUGUGUGAGUGUGAGUUCAUGCUCUGGGGUGCUGCAUGCUCACACACACACACACACACAUCAAACAGCAUAAGUCCAUCUUUUGCCUGCUGGCCCUUAGAAACAGGGGGUACAAAAGAAGAGGAAGGGGAAAGCUUCUGGAGGCAGGCAGACACCACAGCCCAAGACUGAAGCAGGCAUCUCCAGAAAGCUUCUGGGGCCCAUCCAUACUCUGCAUAGCUCUGUUUUAUCCAGUCUCAUCCCCCGACCACUGCACGCCUUGAAGACGUCCCUGCCCACUAGGCUUCUCCGCCAUGUCCUCUGAGCCCACCUCGCCUCCAGUAGUGCCGCCUCUGCACUCCCCCAAGUCCCCCGUCUGGCCCACCUUCCCCUUCCAUCGCGAGGGGAGCCGGAUCUGGGACCGGGGCAGCAGCCUCCUGCUCAGAGACCUGCCCAGCCCCCUCCCCACCAAAAGAACCAGGACCUAUUCUGCCACCGCUCGGGCCUCAGCUGGGCCCAUAUUCAAGGGCGUCUGCAAGCAGUUUUCGCGUUCACAGGGCCAUGGCUUCAUCACGCCAGAGAAUGGCACAGAGGACAUAUUCGUCCACGUGUCUGACAUCGAGGGGGAGUACGUGCCCGUGGAGGGAGACGAGGUGACCUACAAGAUGUGCCCCAUCCCCCCCAAAAACCAGAAGUUUCAGGCGGUGGAGGUGAUCCUGACCCACCUGGCCCCCCACACUAAGCACGAGACGUGGUCUGGCCAGAUCAUCGGCUCCUAGGCCGCAGCACCAGGGUGGG